Molecule: messenger RNA, 1955 nt
Organism: Suncus etruscus (white-toothed pygmy shrew)
Lineage: Eukaryota; Metazoa; Chordata; Mammalia; Eulipotyphla; Soricidae
Gene: BTBD2
Product: BTB domain containing 2
Biological process (GO): neurogenesis
Cellular component (GO): P-body; cytosol
Molecular function (GO): protein binding
Source: RefSeq, a predicted model, not a curated record
AUGGCGGCGGGUGGGAGCGGCGGCCGCGCGUCGUGUCCGCCGGGGGUCGGUGCAGGCGCCGGGAGCCCGGGUCCCAGCGCCAACGCCGCCGCCGCCCCCGGCAACGCGGCCGCCGCCGCUGCUGCCGCCGCCUCCGCCGCCGCCGCCCCGGGCCCCCCGGCGGGCGCGGGUUCGGGCCCCGGGGCCGGGCCGGGCGUGCAGGCCGCGGCGGGCGGGGAGCGCGCGGAGGAGCCGGGCGCCGGGGCGCUGCUGCGGGAGCCCGUGUACAACUGGCAGGCCACCAAGCCCACGGUGCAGGAGCGCUUCGCCUUCCUCUUCAACAACGAGGUGCUGUGCGACGUGCACUUCCUGGUGGGCAAGGGGCUCAGCUCGCAGCGCAUCCCCGCGCACAGGUUCGUGUUGGCUGUGGGCAGUGCCGUCUUCGAUGCCAUGUUCAACGGCGGCAUGGCUACCACCUCUACAGAGAUUGAGCUGCCCGACGUGGAACCUGCCGCCUUCUUGGCACUGCUCAAGUUCCUCUACUCGGAUGAGGUCCAGAUCGGACCUGAGACCGUCAUGACCACGCUGUACACGGCCAAGAAGUAUGCGGUGCCGGCGCUAGAGGCGCAUUGUGUGGAGUUCCUGAAGAAGAACCUGCGUGCGGACAACGCCUUCAUGCUGCUCACACAGGCACGCCUCUUUGACGAACCACAGCUCGCCAGCCUGUGUCUGGAGAACAUUGACAAGAACACAUCAGAUGCUAUCACCGCAGAGGGCUUCACUGACAUUGACCUGGACACUUUGGUCGCUGUCCUGGAGCGGGACACGCUGGGCAUCCGGGAGGUGCGGCUCUUCAAUGCUGUGGUCCGCUGGGCUGACGCCGAGUGCCAGCGGCAGCAGCUGCAGGUCACGCCUGAGCACAAGCGGAAGGUGCUGGGCAAGGCGCUGGCCCUCAUCCGCUUCCCACUGAUGACCAUUGAGGAGUUUGCUGCCGGCCCUGCGCAGUCGGGCAUCCUGGUGGACCGAGAGGUGGUCAGCCUCUUCCUGCACUUCACCGUCAAUCCCAAGCCGCGCGUGGACUUCAUUGACCGUCCUCGCUGCUGCCUGCGGGGGAAGGAGUGUUGCAUCAACCGCUUCCAGCAGGUGGAGAGCCGCUGGGGCUACAGCGGGACCAGCGACCGCAUCAGGUUCUCCGUCAACAAGCGCAUCUUUGUGGUGGGUUUUGGGCUUUAUGGCUCCAUCCACGGCCCCACCGAUUACCAAGUGAACAUCCAGAUCAUCCACACGGACAGCAACACGGUCCUGGGCCAGAAUGACACGGGCUUCAGCUGUGACGGCUCUGCUAGCACCUUCCGAGUCAUGUUCAAGGAGCCGGUGGAAGUGUUGCCCAACGUCAACUACACGGCCUGCGCCACGCUCAAGGGCCCAGACUCACACUACGGCACCAAGGGCCUGCGCAAGGUGACCCACGAGUCGCCCACCACCGGGGCCAAGACGUGCUUCACCUUCUGCUAUGCGGCCGGGAACAACAACGGCACGUCGGUGGAGGACGGGCAGGUGCCCGAGGUCAUCUUCUACACCUAGGCCAGGCCGCCCGCUCGGAGUUCCCUGCCCCCCAGCUGCCCAUCUCUGGAGCCGGCGCCCAUGCCCAGCUGUCCUGGAGAGGUUGAGGCCGUUUCCGGGGCAUGCACGCUGGGACCCAAGGGCCAGGAAAGGCCCCGCCCCAUCCAGCCCCCCUGGAUGGGCCCUGCAGCUGCGGGGAGGAGGGUCUGCCUCAGGUGGUCUGGCAUGCUGCAGACCGCCCCCCUGUACAUAGCUGUCCCCGACCCUGAGAGCUCCCCAGAGUGCUCUGACCACACUCCCAGCCCUCAGUCCCAGCGCUUUCCUGGAACCAGUGCCCCCCCCCCCCAAAGCCAUGGAAAUCGCACCCUGCACCCAUCUCAAAGGAUUUUUUUAAAUAAAGGCAAGAAACCGAA